CGGCAACGUUCAGCGUUGCCUUCGCGCAGUGAUUCAUCGAGCAUCCCUGAGUCGUGUCGCCUUUUGAUCAGCUAUACGGCCUCCCUUUGUGCUCGUCAAGGGAUGCGCAGAGCAGCAGCCAAGACCAUGACGCGCAAACGAUCCCCUGAUGUCCCUGCAUGCUGCGCACGAGCCCAUAAUCUCGUUGUGCAUUGAUUUGCCAGAUUCACCCUCGUCUACCCUCACGACACUCAGACCUAUAAAUGGCAGAGCAGAGCAUCAACAUACCACACAAGCGCUCUGUUCAUAAACAUCAACAACAUGCUCUGCUGCAAACUCUCUGCCCUCGCUGUUCUGCUUGCUUCAGGCGCAAUGGCCGCACCCAUUGACCCUACAGCCGAUAUCGCGACCGGCGGGGUCGUUGGCGGUAGCGCUGCCUCUGCUGGUAUAGCCGGCACGACCCUGGGUGGACUCGGUGGCGCAGGCGUUUCCGGCGCCGGUAUUGGGGCCGGAGUCGGUGCUGGCGCAGGCGUUGGUGCAGGUCUUGGCGCGGGUAUUGGCGCAGGUUUACUUGGCAGCGGCUUGCUUGGCGUCGGCGGUCUGAAUGCCGGUGGAGGACUUCAAGGCGGCCUCUUCUUGCCACCCGCCCUGAUUCCACUGAUUCUACCCUUCCUCAAUGCGGGUGCGGCUGGCGGACAGCAAUCAUCAGGCUCGGCGGGCGCAACGAUCUCGCCAUUCGGUGCAGCUGCUGGUGUCUCUGGUGAGCAAUCGUCAGGCGGUGCAGCUGGUGUAUCGAUAAUCUAA
This is a messenger RNA of Mixia osmundae IAM 14324, 783 nucleotides long. RefSeq lists its product as uncharacterized. The record is from RefSeq and is a predicted model, not a curated record. Lineage: Eukaryota; Fungi; Basidiomycota; Mixiomycetes; Mixiales; Mixiaceae. The transcript is spliced from 3 exons. Bases 301 to 783 code for a protein of 160 amino acids.